GUGUCCUCUCUGUGAAAAAUGGCAUCAUCAACUAAUGGCACCGGAAAUUUGGUCGACGAAUUUGAAGAAUCAUUCCAAGAAUGUGUGCAUGCGCUUACCAAGCAAGAAGCAUCGACCGGUGUGGAAAAAGACGAAAUUGGCAUGGAAGUCGAUUUAACGACAAUGAAAUUCAUCGAUCUGGCACGUCAGAUGGAAGCAUUCUUUAUCCAGAAACGAUUUUUAUUGUCAGCGCUUAAGCCACAGUUGGUGUUGAAAGAGGAAAAUGUUGAUUUACGAUGGGAAAUUAACCGAAAAGAUGAAAUGAUCAAAAAACACUAUGAAAGUAUUGAACGAUGGAAAAAUAUGCUGUCCGAUACACAGCCACAGCAUAUGCCACAUCCAUCACCACAACAACCGCCAAUGCCCGCACAGUUAAAUCAGAUCCCACAAGGCGGCAUACCACCACCACAUGCUGGAAUGAUGGGAGCAAAUCCAAUGAAUAUGCCACUUCCUAGUCAUUCAGGCCCUAUGCCAAUGCCAGGUAUUCCUAUGCAGCAACAACAACAACAUAUGAUGCAAGCUCAGCAGAUGCACAUGCAACAAAUGCAGGUCGGUAACACACCCCAAAUGUUUAUGCAACAAGGCGGCGUACCAAUGAGAGGUGGCGGUGCUGGCAUACCAAUAGCCAACUUUGGACAGGGACAAAACGUUCUACCGGGACCAUUAGCUUUUCUGGAAAAAACCACGAGCAACAUAGGGUGACGAGGACGUAACAGAGGUCGCCGAAGUGUUCGUGCUCGUGGUGGUUGUAAAAACGGCAUCGCUUAUUUGUAGUACGUUUAUCGUAUCGGACAGCAUGAUCUUAUUUGUAAAAAAAUGGUAUCACUUAUUUGUAAAAAAACAGUCAUCAUAUGACAUCGCUUAUUUGUGAAAACCAAUCAGGACCAGCAAACAUGCAUUUUGCUCAAUUAAUUGCUACAUAAUUACUAUGUAUGAAAGAAAGAAAAUAAAAAAGGAAAAGAAUUAAAAGGAAACUAGUUUGCAACGUUUAAAUUAUCAAAGUAUAAAAAUCAUCAAAGUAUUAGUAUACAUUUACCAUUGUGUUACUCUGCAAAACAAAAUGUACAUCAGUUCGCUUGAUCUUUCAACGAAUAAAAUUAUAAUUAUUCUCACCAGAACUUAUUCUUAAGAGAAAAAGUCGGUUCAUGCUAUUUCACAAUGUUCAAUUAUUCUUAAGUUAAAUUUUUCUAUCGAAAUUGGUUGUCUCGUAAACAAACGGCCAUUGGUGUUGUGGCUGCUUACUCAUUUUUCUUGAUGAUGAUUCUCGAGCCGAUUUUCGAGUUCGAGCAGCGUAUGAGUUUGCUGCCUUAUUCCGGCGUUUCGCAUUUGGUGUCUUCCUUUGUUUGAAAAAAACAAACAAAUUCAAGAUAUUUUGAAUGUUUUGUU
Contarinia nasturtii (swede midge) is the source of this 1425-nucleotide messenger RNA. It is a transcript of the gene MED28, whose product is annotated as mediator of RNA polymerase II transcription subunit 28. NCBI's taxonomy places the organism in Eukaryota, Metazoa, Arthropoda, Insecta, Diptera, Cecidomyiidae. The transcript has 6 exons. Gene Ontology annotation, cellular component: mediator complex. The record is from RefSeq and is a predicted model, not a curated record. The coding region runs from base 19 to 741 and encodes 240 amino acids.